AAGGCUACGGGCCGUUCCGUUGAUCCACGGGGGCAGCUUCGUCUCCCAGCGCAAGGCCACGGUCCGCAUUGCCAACCCGACGCCAGGCAGCAGCGCGGCCUACGCCUCCUCGUCGCAUCGCCUUACUGGCAUCACAUUGCGUUGCGUUGUCCAUGCUCAGUCUUCUGAGACUGUUUCCAAGCACUGCCGUCGAUUCUCUCUCCAACGAAGAUCCCUCUCUCUCUCCUUCUCGAGCGUGAAAUCGGUGGAUUCGGGCUGAGGCGCAAGGAGAGUAGCAAGGAGAGUAGCCGCCGCCAUGAAGACUGUUCAAUGGCUAGCCGUUGGGUUCGUGAUGCUCAUCAUCGUCGAGCUGCUCGUGGUUCCCGAAGUCGAGGCCUGGGGCAGGCGCCGGCGACGCUGGUCCAGUCGUCGUCGCUGGUUGGCACGACGACGUCGCUAUAGCAGCCGUCGUCGUCGCAGCUGGCUGGGCAGAGCGGUGCGCGCCGUGGGAAGCGCCGUGAGCAAAGCUGCGAAAACGGUCGGCAGAGUGGUGCACAAAGCCGUUACCAGUAAGAUUGGCGGCUACAUCAUCAGCGGGGUGAGCUUCGUGAACGGAAUCGUAGGUAACGCGUGCUGCGCGACUGCCGUCACGCCCAUCACGGCCGGAUGCUGCGUAGUGACGCGUGGCAUUGCAGGAGUUAAUUGCGGCCUACAAACAUACCGUACCGCCAAUUUCGUUAAAGAAAAGAAAGCAAAGGAUGCGGCACUUGGGGGUGUCGGUGCUGCAAGUUCUUGCUUCCAGGCGGUCACUGGAUUCACACCAUUGAACAAGGUCACCAAACUCUACAAGGCGCAUAAGGCAGCAAAGGCGGCAAAGCUUGCAGAGGCGGCUUCCCGUGGCCGACGCGCAGCAGAGGCAGAGACCAGCAGCAGCCCCAGCACAGGACGCCCCGUCAAGUGCGGCUCUGCCUUUUUCCCCGCCGACAUUGCCCGAAUCAAGCUGACCGUCUGCACCAUCAUGGAGUUGCGCACCACCUGCUCCAAGAACAAGGCAACACGGAAGGGCUCGUCUGUGCCGCUCAUUUCCCAGCUGAUUCGUCGCGUCAAGACCUUCCUGGGGCAGGUUGCAUUCGCUGUUCGCCAGAAGGCACUCUACGACCUGCUAUCAAAGACAACAUGCGCCAAAGUUGACGUCCUGCCGAUUUGCAAUCCAUCCAAGAUGGAGUUGAAGAAAGAGUUCAAGGGCCUGGAAGGCGCCAACCGCGGAUUCGACCCGAUGACGCAGGUGUGUAGGUACAUCAAUCCGAAAGAGAAGGCGCUCUCCGAGAAGACUUGCUCGGCACGCCUGAAGUACGCCAUGGGACAUCUCAUGGAGGUUUUCAACAAGGUUGUCAUCGACGUGGUCAAGAUGUAUCCCAACGAGUUCAAGACCAAGCUGGCUAAGAACAUUCAGAGCGACAAUCCAAUCGUCGUUCCUGGACCAGUGUCCUUGAAGCCCAAAGCGUGAUGAUCGAUUUGGCUUGUGAUGAUUGAUUGACAUUGUCGUGGUGUGGUGAACUUCCUAUUCAAAGCAUGUCCCGGAUUUUUUUAUAUUUUUUUAUUGAAAAACCACAAACCUUCCAGACAUGUGAAUGUGCACAUGAUUGCUCGUUUCGUGCUGUAUACCUAACUAAAGACGUCAGUAUACGCUUUCUUAGAUAGAACAGAUCUUUCCGCUUGCAUUGGUUAUAACUUACUUUUACUAUGACCUUGCCUGUUCGUUCCACUCAUUUGAUACUUUUUUUAGACUCCA
This is a messenger RNA of Sycon ciliatum, 1771 nucleotides long. RefSeq lists its product as uncharacterized. The transcript has 2 exons. Bases 296 to 1486 code for a protein of 396 amino acids. The record is from RefSeq and is a predicted model, not a curated record. Lineage: Eukaryota; Metazoa; Porifera; Calcarea; Leucosolenida; Sycettidae.